GAUUGGGAAAGCUCUAAUUUGAUCGUUUUUGGAUACCAAUAAAAACACCUUGUUUUUUCCUUUUACAUGCUUCAAGACGGUCCUGUCGAAUGCUGCCCAGACGCAAGUCUCUGCACAGUGCAAGACAAGUUGGCAUGCAAGAGUCAAGCUAGGCAAACUGCCUUCGCAUGACGCAGCCCAAACCUUUUCUCCAAGGUAUCAUCACGCAGUUACACUGGUACUCAAUAGCUACGUAGCUUGGAGCACGUUCUUGCGGUGGCAGACAGGCAUUGACCUGAUGGUCUUUUGGGCGGCAAUUUGCAGCUGAGAGUUUGGGGUGCAUCAAUGGAAGCCCAGGAGGGGCUUGACCCCUGGUUGCGCGACUUUGAGGAAGCAAUGCGCCUCACGGAUGAUGUUGCGAGCAGAAUCCAGGAGAUUGAGGGGCGGACACGAUCCGGGGAGGACGUCUCCCGCGUAAUCCACUCUGCCCGGAAGCGCAUCCGGCGGCUCACUGCCACCGCGGACAAGCUGGAGGAGGUGCUCAACAAUGGCCAAGACGCAGAUGGAAUAACUGAGAAGGAGCUGUACCGGAGGAGAGACAUGGUCAUGGGGAUAAGGUACAGAGCCAGGAGUCAGGCGGCCAUGCUUCCGGCACAGAGCAGCCAGCCAGCUGGCAGCUGGUCUCCCCUGACUCCAACCCAGCCAUCUCGGUGGGACAGAGCUGGCCCAUCGGAGGAGGGCGCUUCGAGCACGCGGGAGCUGAGGGCAGAAGAUUCGGAGGUUCAGCCAAAGGAGGCUAGUGACGGCAGCAGUACAGACAAGCACAUGGUGCUGGAAGUGCGCGACACCCCGGCCAGCCUGCACCAGUGCCUGCUGGAGACCGACCCUGGGCAUGAAGCGGAGCUCUCUGACGCAUCCAGAACGGAGAGUGGCAUGCUCGUCUGGAUGAAACAACAAGCGGGUCGCCAUUAUCAGUGCCCUGGACGCCCGUCCAGAGCCUUUCACAGCAGCCUGAAGGUCAACAUCAGCGCCAACACUCAACGGGGCCAGCGUAAGCAGACCCCAGGACAGCGCCGAGAGGCCCAAGGCAACGACAUCGACCAGACGCGGCUGCAACACGCCGUCACCCGAGCGGAUACCCUGUUUGCGGAACACGUAGCCCUGGACGGCACCAAAGCUGUUGAGCGUCAUCUCUUCGCAGCCCGGAAGGCCAAGCUCCAGCACCGCAACGUCACCACCAAGCAGCGUGGGGUAUACGAGGCCAUCAGGGAAAUCCCUGAGAUCCUUCCCCUCAAGUGGCGUCAACAGCGGAACAAGCACCUCGCUUGCCCGCCCAACACGUCACGCCGCCUGCCCACUACCCGGGUGCCUAAGCCUGCGCCUCCUCCGAUGGUCCACAACCCCACCUGGCGUAAGCAGCACCGUGCCGACACUCCCAGGCCCCCAGGCUUUGGAGACAAUCGGCGUGUGCACUUUGCCCCCCCGGCAAGGCUGCAUCAGGGUCCGGUGUACCCGACCCAACCCGUCUUCAGAAGGCUGGACAAGCAGACGUACCGGGGCCCCUACCAGCCGGCUCCCUACCGUCCGCCCCAGCUUUUCCCCAAGUACCCGCAGUACCGUCAGCCAUACCCGCAGCAGUACCAGCAGCAGCCGUUCCGGAAGCUGACCUGGAAGUCCAACAACUACUACGAGCCCCUGAACUAG
Molecule: messenger RNA, 1683 nt
Organism: Klebsormidium nitens
Lineage: Eukaryota; Viridiplantae; Streptophyta; Klebsormidiophyceae; Klebsormidiales; Klebsormidiaceae
Source: the annotation of a GenBank genome assembly